CAUUUCGGUCGGUGCCCUGCCCAAUUCGCCAUGUCGUUACGGUCCUAAUAUAUGCGAUUGUAGUCCUCACCCUGUGCUUAUAAACGCAAUUAGUGCACAUACGGGGAGCAUCAGACUGUCUGAGUGCAAGCAUGAGACUCCAUUGCUGUUCUCUCGCCGUCCUCCUGCUCCCUCUCCUUCUCGCCUCAGCCACCGAUUUCGAUUUCUUCUACCAUGUCCAGCAGUGGCCCGGCUCGUUCUGCGACACGACGGGCGGCUGCUGCUUCCCGGGCAACGUGAAGCCGGCGGCGGACUUCGGCAUCCACGGCCUGUGGCCCAACUACGCCGCGUGCCGCCCCGCCGGCGAUACCAACAGGACCAGGUGCUGGCCGGACUUCUGCAACGCCGGCGACACCUUCAACCCGUCGCUGAUCAGCGACCUGAGGAGCGACAUGGACCGGAACUGGGGGACGCUGUCGUGCAGGAGCAACGACAGCACGGCCUUCUGGAGCCACGAGUGGAGCAGGCACGGCACCUGCUCCAACAUGGACCAGCACGCCUACUUCCUCGCGGCGCUCCGGUACAAGGCCCGCUUCAACCUCACCCGCAUCCUCCUCGACGCCGGGAUCGCGCCGUCGGAGGAGAGGACGUACUGCGUGGGCAGCAUCCGGGACGCCAUCGGGGAGGCGACGGGGUCGGCGCCUGGCAUCGAGUGCAACCGGAACGCGCGCAACGAGACGCAGCUGUACCAGGUGUACCAGUGCGUCGACCUCGCCGGCACCGGCCCCGUCCCCUGCCCGGCGGUGCCGAUGCAGAGCCGCUGCACCGACCAGGUCAAGUUCCCCGCGUUCUAGCUGGAGCCCAGGGCAUGUGACGCGGUAACCUUUCAAUGCCGGCCGGCCGGCCGGCGCUGCACAAUGUUUGACGGGGCGAACGGCAGCGCGCGGUCGUUUUCACUGUAGUUUUACUAAGUCUCAGUUGAUGCUAUAUCACCAGAUCUUGCAUUGAGAUCUGUGUAAUUUUUUCGACUGAGACAUAGCUACGCUCUUUCACUAUUUUGUCUUUCGCUUAGAUUCCAAAAGCUCGCUAUACAUUGUUCCCGUUCAUUCGCGGUAACAGGUAAUUAAGUAUUUUUUUGAUAAGGGAUGAAUUUUAUAUUGAUUUAAUAUGAAGCAUUAAGAGGACGCACCUACUACAUACUC
This is a messenger RNA of Triticum urartu, 1181 nucleotides long. RefSeq names its product ribonuclease 3-like. The record is from RefSeq and is a predicted model, not a curated record. Lineage: Eukaryota; Viridiplantae; Streptophyta; Magnoliopsida; Poales; Poaceae. Gene Ontology annotation, cellular component: extracellular region. Gene Ontology annotation, molecular function: RNA binding; ribonuclease T2 activity. Gene Ontology annotation, biological process: RNA catabolic process.